This is a messenger RNA of Debaryomyces tyrocola, 405 nucleotides long. NCBI's taxonomy places the organism in Eukaryota, Fungi, Ascomycota, Pichiomycetes, Serinales, Debaryomycetaceae. The record is from the annotation of a GenBank genome assembly.
AUGUUAGGUCCAUACAGCACGACUAUAUCCGUAGACACGAUCCAGCAUUACAAGAGUCUCAUAUCGAACUCUGGUCAUCGGAUUUUAGGUCUCGUAAUCUUACCACCACGAACUACGACAUCUCCGCCCGUGAUGCCUACUCCUACGAUGCUUAUACGCAAUUGCAAAAUAUAUACCCCUAUGACGUAUCAGAGGAGGGCUCGUCUUCAUCCUUCUGGACAUUAUACCUUGCGUCGACUUCUCAAGUGUCAAGAUGCCUCCUCCACUCGCCUGCAGAUCUUAUUAUAUUGCUGCAUAGUCUAUCGUCGUUUCCCUAUUCCUACCAUAUCCCAACUUCCAUCCAAAUAUCAUUUUCCAUAUAUUUUCCACUUAAUACCACUUAUUUAUGAUCAUGGGCCGUUCUAG